CACACGCUGCGUGAUCCCCAUCACAAACUGAGAGCGGCGGCUUUGCUGAGCCGAUGGAGUAGUAGUAGUAGUGGGAGUGCUCGCAGCUUCCUUUCGCCUAUAUUCUCUGCCUUAUUUUCUUCAAUGGAUUCGCCUUUUCUCUGGAAUAUUGCUUCGACCCACCGCGAGUGAGCUGCCGUGAAUCCUGAGAGGAGAAGUCUCCCCACAGGAGACAAGAUGGCGUCCAACAACACCCUGCGCAGCUACUCCAUCAUCCCAUGUUUCAUCUUUGUAGAGCUCGUCAUCAUGUCCGGCACGGUGUUGUUGGCCUACUACAUGGAGUGCACGGACCUGUUCAGCGUGCACAUGCAGGGCUUCUUCUGCAACGACGCCGAGCUGAUGAAGCCGUACCCCGGCACAGAGGAGUCCAGCUUCAUUCCCCCCCUCAUCCUGUACUGCGUGGUGGCUGCUGCUCCCACCGCUGUCAUUUAUUUCUCGUGCCACUUUUUGAAGGUCGUUGGGCAUUUGCUAUGA
Molecule: messenger RNA, 513 nt
Organism: Notothenia coriiceps (black rockcod)
Lineage: Eukaryota; Metazoa; Chordata; Actinopteri; Perciformes; Nototheniidae
Product: lipid phosphate phosphatase-related protein type 1-like
Exons: 4
Coding region: 217-513 (98 amino acids)
Source: RefSeq, a predicted model, not a curated record